Messenger RNA from Bactrocera oleae (olive fruit fly), 3840 nucleotides. RefSeq names its product lysosomal-associated transmembrane protein 4A. Gene Ontology annotation, cellular component: lysosomal membrane. NCBI's taxonomy places the organism in Eukaryota, Metazoa, Arthropoda, Insecta, Diptera, Tephritidae. The record is from RefSeq and is a predicted model, not a curated record.
AUGUGAACGCACAAAGUUACACCAAAAGAGAAUUUUCCGAUAAUGAACGUAUUUCAGACGUUUGUUUUGAUGAAUACGAAGUUCGAUGAAUACUGUUGUAUGAGUACGUUCACAUCGAAGCGAAAUCCAGCAAAGCGAAGCAAAAUUUUGGACAACUCUCAUCUUUUUUUCUUUGCACAGCAACAUUUGCCAUUUUUAUUAGAUAUAAGCACAGAAACCAAACCAUUUGCAGAGAAUGUAGAAAUGUAGUAUUUACAUUCUGUGCCAUUUGUUCUAACAUACCCUUUGCUUUCUUCGCUUUGUUAUGAAAGUAUGAAUGAAUUGUCAAGCAAAGCGAGGAAAUUUCUAUGUGAGUCGGUCAUUAAAGUUGCUAUGAGGUUUUUAAUGGCCAUUGUCAGUUCUAAACGAAACUCUUGUGCACAGUGAUCCUUUAUCUAUUUAAUACGCAAAGGUCUUAUGAGAUGCACGAUGUGUAUGUGAAAACGUUGUUGUUUUACUGUAGGGCUUUUUCUCAACCAAGACCCCUUCUUUCGGCUGAGUUAACCGACAGACAUUAAGAAAACGGCCCUUAAUGCUAAUUUAUCGAUAAUUUUAAAUUUUGUUUAAAACCACUAAAUUUUUAAAAUUGAAUUCGCCAUUUAAAAAAAGGAAUAAAAGAUAAACAAUAUAUAAAGCCUGUUGCAUUGAAAAUAACUAUCUUAUAUUAAUUCUGUACUAACUGCAAAAGUAAAGAAGCGUAAAUUUUUUAGCAUUUAUAACUGAGUGGCAACGUAUGAAAUUUGAUUUUGGUGGCAUCGUAUGGUCUAUGCAACACUGUAAAAUUUUUUGAGAGUGGGUAUAUUUUUCUGUAUUGCGUUUUUUUUGCUUUGCUGGUGAAAAUUAGUGAUCAUUCACUGCUGCUGUUACUUGAAAAUAAUAAAUAUUAUAGUAAUUAUUUGUAGUUGUGUAAACUAAAAUCGUAGAGUGCACCAUUAUAGAAGGAGCUGAAGUGGUUACUCACUAAAUAGCAGCAAAAACUCACCAAUACAGGCAUUUCGAUGCUAAGGAUCCGCAUCAAAAUGGGUCCACAACAGCGUAAUAAGGAAUGGACGUGUUGCUUUGGUUUGCAUGUCCACACCGCCACUAUUAUGAUUGGCCUCUGGCAUUUGUUUUUAAAUGUAUUAGCACUCAGCCUACUAGCUGUUAUAUGGCGCAAUCCGCACAUGAUGGAGGAGCUAGAGGUCUACGAUUAUACUGUGGAUUUGAGCGCACCGCCAUUACCCACUCCGCUGAGCAAGGUGGAUCCUCCAUACCCAUAUCGUGAUCAUUCGCUCAGUUAUCGCAAGCAGUACCAUAACUUUGAUAUGGGGGGCCUGGUUUGUACGUGUAUGAUUGCCAUUACAAUGAUGAUGAUUUAUGGUACACUAAAGGGUAAACCCUCACAUCUUUUGCCAUUUUUCUGCCUACAGCUGUUUGAUUUUGCCAUCACAACUCUAACCGCUGCCGGCUACAUCUGUUACCUGCAAGCCAUACACCGUCUGAUUGCCGAAUCUCAUCGCCUGCCAUGGCGCGAGAAGUUGCUCGAGAUGUCACAAGAGGAACUAAUGGUUAUUGUUUUGGUGGUUUUUUUUUGCAUUGUAUUCUUGAAAGCCUAUGCCAUUGGCAUAGUUUGGCGUUGCUAUAAAUAUCUUACGCUGCGACAACAAAAUCUACGCACCUUGCUACCGUGUGUAUUACCGGAAUUGGGUGGCGCCGGUUUGGGCGAAGAACGCGCUUAUACCACACUCUUGCCAAAUUAUGAUGAAGCUAUUGCACAGUAUAUGAAGCAAGCGCCACCGCCAUCUUAUCAGGUGGCUAUGUCCAAUUAUCAAAGUGUCGAUGCUCAGCUGGAUAAUACCAAUAAUGUGCCGGAUGCCGCCGGUGCAGCAGUGGUCACCAUUGACGAUACAUUGGACAACAAUAAUGAUUCGCCGAACAACAACAACACAGUUCAUGUAAAUGCCAAUACACCGCCAAUGCGACGUACUGACGCUAGCGCUGAGAGAGCUGAUUCGGAAAAUGCCGAUGUUGAUGCUGAGACUGCUCCAUCCGCUGCAUGUGUUGCCGCAACUGGUGAAUUGACACCACCACCAUCCUACUUAGAUGCUGCUGCUAGUAUUACGGCUCCUUCUGCACAAAAACUCGAUGUACCAGCUGACAAGCGUCAAGCAGACAAUAGAAAUGAGAGCCAAGCUUAAGGUAGUAGGCGGUUGGUGUAAGGUCGUGCGUAUAUGGGGAGUUUCCAAGUGUCGUUGGGUGCAGUAGAGCGUGAUUAUGGUUUCUCAAACGUAACCGCUGAUGAAAAUUUCGGGUUUUUUGUAGGAACGGGUAGGCUAUUUAACGAGUAACUUGUUUUGAAUAGUAAUUCUGAGAUAAACUUUCAAAAUUGACAUGGGUUCUAUAGGUGAUUUUGAUAAAACUAAGCGCAUGCUAAUGCAUUGGAGAGAUCGUAAAUACUUUGUUUAGGUUCGGUUUUUUUUUUAAGCAAAGGCUUUUUUCUAUUUUACAUUUGAAAUAUUUUUGUUUACUACAAUUAAUAAAAUAUGUUUGUACCUUUGUUGGUUAUUAAUAUAACUAAAUAACAAAAAAAAUAAAAUUAACAAUAUCUGUGCAAAAAUAUUAUAAAACUGCAGAUUGAGAAAGGUUAAGAAAAAAACCCUAAGGCGAUCCUUAAAAAUCAGCUAAAUAUGUUAAAAAGUUGUUGAAAAAUACACAAAUUAUUAAAAUUUUCAACCUUUUUGCUCUAAAUGUACACUCAAUAUCAUUAUAGUACAGUAACAAAAACAAAAAUUAAUAAAAUUAUAAACAAAUAUGUAUGAAUGCAAAAGGGUGUUGCAAGUGAAAGUGAAUUUAAGAACAACAGUGAUUUUAAAAUUAUAUGCCUACUGGAUGAAAAUAAAAUUUAUACAGAAACUACUUAACCAAAAACAAAAAUAGUGCAAGUGUAGACACUUGAAAUGCAUACGAUGGCUACAGCGUAUACAAUACAUGCAAAUAUACGCAUAUUUGAAGAAAAAAUAUGUGAACAUUUACAAUAAAAUGUCUAAAGGCCGAGAGAACGCGGGCAUAUGGCCGCAAAUAUUGGCGUUUUUAAUAUGUAAAAAAAUAAAUGUCGAAGUCAUAUACUAAAAGUAGCGCAAAUAUAACCAACAAAACCAGAAACAAAAAACAAGAAAAGAAAAAAAUGUAUUUAAUUUUAUGAUUUGCACCUUAUCUAUCGCACAAUUAAUAAAUAAUCAAUGUUUACGGUUAGUUUCUAUACAUAGCUACAUACACACAAGCAUGCAUGCAAGUGUGCAUAUUUAUACUAACUUUGUCAAUUAAUUUUUGUAUUUGUCUUAUUCAAAAGCUACUAGUUUUCGUAUUCCAAACUUUACACUCCUUUCUUUUCGUAAUAUUAUAUAAGAUUUCCUUCAAGUAAAUAUUAUUAUUAAAUUGUUUAUUAAUACCAUUGAACUAAAUAAUAAUUAUAAUGCACAUACAAACAUACAUACAUAUAUUUUAAAUAUUAUAUUACAUAAUAUAUAGAAAUAUACAUACAUACAUAUAAAUAUUACGUAUACAACGUAAAUGUUAAGUGAACAAUAUUCAUAUUCGAAUAUGGUAGUUAACGAUACGAUGGUGCAGUCUGCCGCUUGUGAAAGAAUAAAGGAAUAAAAUAAAAACAAGGAAAAGUAAAACAUACGUAUAUUCUAUGAUAAAUAUAGAAAAUAUAUGUAAAAUAUAUAUUCAAAUAGUCCUGAAUAAAUUGUUAGGCAUUAUUGUAAACAAAUGUCAUUGAUAUAAUCUCGAAUCUCUCUUUUUCCCCAAAAGCAUUAAAAA